AUGUCGCCGGCAACCCCCGGAAAGAAGACAACUGCUGGACAGCCAGCCGCUUCUGCUGCACAGAAAGAUGCGCGUGGAGGCUCCUCCUCCGCGGGAGCUGCGAACAAAAAGCUCACCGGAGAGAAACCGGCAGCUUCUUUUCCAGCUUCCCCAGUUGCUUCUUCCUCUGCGGCAGCCGAAAGUCGGAAACAAGGCGCCAACAAGAAAAACAGCAUCUCGACAAAGAGCCCCACGCCUUCCCCUAGCAAAGGUGGCGGGGACACUAGUCGAAACUCCAAAACGAGUAGUCAACUGGCGAAAAGUCCCCAAAACGAAGCGAAUGCCGAGUCAGGUUUCAUUGAAAACAGCGCGGUGACAGUGGCCGCGGGAGGAGAUUGCCUCCAGUCCAGUCCCAGCUCUGUUCCGCUAAUUUGUCUGUUCGGGCCUCCCUGCAGUGGGAAAGGAACGCUGGCUGCCUUACUCAGAGAUAACCUAGGAAUGCUACAUUGUUCGACCGGAGAUCUGCUGCGCCAAAUAGCGAAGGAGGAGGGAGAAAACAGUGAGGUCGGUACCGCCAUGAAGGCUGGGAAACUCGUGGACGAUAGAGUCACUGCUCGCGUGUUGCAAGAUGCGGUGGCGAAGAAUGCAAACGCGAUGUGUAAGGGAAUCAUUCUCGACGGGUUCCCAAGGAUUGACACGCAGGUCGACCUGCUCAGAGAAAUGAAGUUAUGGCCUGAUGUUUGUUUCUUGCUAAAGGUUCCCAAUGCGACCCUGUUCCAGCGCAUGGCUGCCCGCCGCGUAGAUCCAGUCACUGGCCAAGUUUUUGGUCUUGGCUCCGAACCAACUGACAAAGAGCAAAAACAGAGGCUGAUUCGCCGAGAAGACGACAGCGAUGAGGUUCUAAAGUGUAGGAUCGAAGAGUUCGAAGCAAAUAUGGCGCUAAUAGCGGAUAAAUUACACGGAGACAAGGGAGAAGGUGGAGGGAAUUCUGAGGAAAAAGGGACACUGCAAGACGGAAACGAGAGCGAAGGAAAAACACGUGCUUCGUGUGAAGUCAUCGAGGUUGCAGGAGACCGAGAUAUACUAGAGGUGUUCAAGGACGUCCACACACAACUCCAACAGAAAUUUCCGACAGUCUUCAGUUGAUUCCUUAUUCUGGAACGCCCAUCAGUAAAAACCUCUGGGAUUUCUCUGUUACAACAAGCCACACGCCCUCGACCUCCUUGUCACACUCCUCGUGUACUGGAGAGGCUUCUAAUUUCUGUUGGAGUCUGAAAACGCAAUGAAAGAGGAAAAGGCAACCUGCUCCUGUUUCACAAAAUUUCGCCCACCCGUUAAUGUAUGCACCGCAGAAGCCACAUUCCACAUGACAAGUUAUCUUCACGACGGUCUCUGCUUGAACAUAUCCGAACACUAUCCAAAAGACUCCCGGGUCAACCAUCAAGAAUAAACCAACGCAAUUCAGCAAUUUAUUAGCUCCAUGUAAAAUACGAAUAUUUGCUCUCGCUCCCAUGAAGCAAACAUCGAGCCCAUACAACUCC
Molecule: messenger RNA, 1520 nt
Organism: Toxoplasma gondii ME49
Lineage: Eukaryota; Apicomplexa; Conoidasida; Eucoccidiorida; Sarcocystidae
Product: adenylate kinase superfamily protein
Exons: 2
Coding region: 1-1125 (374 amino acids)
Biological process (GO): nucleobase-containing compound metabolic process
Cellular component (GO): cytoplasm
Molecular function (GO): ATP binding; AMP kinase activity
Source: RefSeq, a predicted model, not a curated record